Messenger RNA from Rotaria sp. Silwood1, 2195 nucleotides. Lineage: Eukaryota; Metazoa; Rotifera; Eurotatoria; Philodinida; Philodinidae. The record is from the annotation of a GenBank genome assembly.
AUGGAUGAAGAUAUUGAUGCUACUUGGGAUAAAGACGGUGAACUUCUCGCCAAUUAUUGUUUGAAUAAAUGGCUAACUUUACCUGAAUAUCCUAUUAUGUAUGGAUAUUUUCAAUUUGUCUAUUUGAAUAAUCGAUCAAUCAAUGAAUUUAAAAUUAAUAUCGUACCUAACUUCAUAUGUUUUGAUGCACAAAAAUGUCCUGUAUUAUUAUCUAGAAUAGUUCCAAUAAAAAUAAUCGAUGGUCUUAUAUGUUGCCGACCUUUUGAUCUGAUUGCAGAAUAUCCGAGAAAAUAUUUUCGUAAGUUUGAUUCAGAGUUUAAGGAACUCUCUCAUGAAUGUUCAACUACUGGUAAUGAAACGUCAUGUGCAGAUUCAUCUUAUUUUCAUUGUUAUAAAUCUUUAAAAUGCAUUUCAUAUAAUCGUGUUGGCGAUGGAUUCAGUGAUUGUUAUCAUAAUGAAGAUGAAUUAUUUCCUACAUGUCAUCUGAAUAUCUCAAGUCGAUUUAAUUGUACAUCGGAUCCAACCAAGUGCUUGUUGUCUGUAGCGAUUGGUAAUGGAUUUUGGGAUUGUUCAGAAGGAGAGGAUGAGACCAAUAAGAAUAUAUAUGGUAUCCUGCCACAAAUACCGUUUUCACACAUAUGUGAUGGUUUUCCAAACGACAAUGUAAAUGAAACCGAUGAAACAAACUGUGAAUGGUGGCCAUGUCAUAAUCCAUACUCACAAUGUAAUGGAGCUUGGGAUUGUCUGAACGAUAUUGAACUUGCUUGGUACUGUCAUUAUGGUCUUCUCACUCUAUUCAAAGGUGUUAAUCAAACAAAAACAUGUCUUUGUCCACCAAAUUAUUUUGGUUCUCAAUGUCAAUGGCAGAGUCAACGUGUAAGUUUGACUUUACAGUUUCGAACACAAAGUACUAUUGUUCCUUCAAUUAUUUUUCAAUUUAUCAUAAUGCUCAUUGAUGAACAAGGAAACAUUGCACCCAAUUAUGAAGAAAUAACAUAUAUGCCUGCUCAUGAUUGUAAUAAAAAAUUUAAUAUCUAUCUACUUUAUCCACAUCGCCCUAAAUAUUCAUCAAGAAAUUAUUCUAUUCGUAUUGAUAUUUUUGACAAACUAACAUUGGAUUAUUGGACAAGUUGGUAUUUACCAAUUCCAUUUCAGUUUCUUCCUGUUAAUCGAAUAUCGACUCAGCUAAACAUUCCUGAAGUACGAGAAAAUAAACUAUGUACACUAUCAUGUGGAGAGCAUGGUCAAUGUAUGAGAUAUACAAAUAUGAACAAUUCAGUUUUCUGUCGAUGUGAUCAAAGAUAUUCUGGUACUUUCUGUAAUAUAACACAUCAAUGUCAAUGUUCAAAAGACUCAUUCUGUCUUGCUCCAUCUAUUUGUGUAUGUUCCUUGAAUAAGUUUGGCUCACGUUGUUAUUUGAAAAGAUCAAUAUGUCAAUCAAUGAACAAUCCAUGUCAACACAAUGGACUUUGUAUAGCAAUUGAUGUUCAUAUUAAUUUACAUGGAUUUAUCUGUAUUUGUAAAGAAGGCUAUCAAGAUGAACGUUGUCAAUAUAAAAGUAAUCAAAUUGAUAUUCGUAUAGAUGAGACAAUUUUAACAAUAAGUUCAUCAUUUAUUCUACAUUACAUAAUAGUAUUUGAUAAAUAUAAAAACUUUGAACGAAUGACUACACUAAAAAAGAUUGCUUUCGGUUACAAUACUAUGACUAUUUAUGUACGACAACCAUUUAACAUGAUUUUUAUACAAAUACCUGAUGGUGAUUAUUAUCUAAUUGUUUUAAGAGAAAAAUUUAUACCAUCAGAAUAUAUUUAUACUCAAGUAUUACUAAAGAAUCGUUGUUAUCAAGUUUUUCAUCUUUUUAAUAACACUUUUCGUCAGUUUGAACAUAUACGACAAGUAAAAUAUUAUCCACUUUUAUGUCGUCAAAAUCUAGAAUUGAUGUGCUUUUAUGAUGAAUAUUACAUGUGUAUAUGUGAUAGUGAUCGUUAUUCAAAUUGUUUUCAAUUUAACCGUACGAUAAAAAAUGAUUGUAGCGGAAAAAAUCUUUGUUAUAAUGAUGGUAGAUGUUUUCUCGACAAUGAAACCUGUCCAACAUCAUUUAUUUGUAUGUGUAAUGAUUGUUAUUAUGGAACACAAUGUCAAUUUUCAACAAAAGAUUUCAUUUUUUCACUCGAUCCAAUUCUUGGAUAUCAUAU